Molecule: messenger RNA, 1608 nt
Organism: Eurytemora carolleeae
Lineage: Eukaryota; Metazoa; Arthropoda; Copepoda; Calanoida; Temoridae
Exons: 14
Coding region: 236-1558 (440 amino acids)
Source: RefSeq, a predicted model, not a curated record
AAAGUUGAUUUUAAUCGUUAUGUCUCAAGUUUAUGAACUUGAUAAAAGAGUAGUGCACCUAACUGCUGACAAAUCAAAUAUAAAAAAUAUGGAUCAUGCAUAAGCGUAGAGUUUAAACAAUCGAUCUAUAAUUAUAAAAUUAUAACAGUGACAAAAAUGGCUUCAGUGACAUAAAACAGUGGUUAUUACAUGAAUAUAAUGGAUAUGGCUGGGAAGCACUAGAAUAUCCAUACAUAUGUUGAAAAGUGUUGAAAUGAUUGGAAAUAUGGCUGGUUCUAACAAUAGUCUCCAGUAUGAAUAUAUUAUAGAAAACAUCUUGAAUCAGGAUCGGAAGGAUUUAAUGCUUGUCAAGUUUACAGUUCCAAUUAUUCUAGUUGGACUAUUCAUUAUAAUAAUAUUGAUAAUCUAUCUUAAAUGCGGGAAGAAACCCAAAAAAUGCACAGUAUUAAGACGGGAAUCUACCAAAUCAUUAAGAACGGAUGGCACUGUCAAAUCGAACUGGAGACAAGUCCGAACCCGAACCCUCCGAGACAGAAAGUUGCCUCCGAUACCGGAGGAGCAAACUCAAGGAGAUAAAGGAAGGAUGACCAGCCAAGGUUUCAAGCCUUCAGGGCAUAUUAUUGGAACAGCUACACCAGAGAGUCACGUGUAUGCUGAGAUAAAUGGAACAGUUGACAUUUCAGAAGAAACAGUUGAAAAUCUGAAUCAAACAGAGAUAGACCUGAGGUCGAAGUACCUGCAGGUACCUAAUGUACCCGAUGUUGUCCAGCACUACGUGAACCUACCUGACAUAGCUUCCGAUAGAGUCGCAGAGAAUGAUGAUAUUGGCACCUAUGUACCUUACACCUAUCCAUACCAACAUAAACCAGUACUUAACAGGGAUUCUACUGAACAGGAGGAAGGAUCUGAUUCCUGUAAACUGUACAGUUCUCCUAUACCUGAAUCCGCAGUUUCUGAAUCCUCAUCAAGUUCGAUAAUUCCUGAAUCUACCUCCAAAUCAAGUGAACAUUUUCCUGGUCCUGAAGAAUUACCAACUGAAUCCUAUUAUCUUAUUCCUAAUUCCACUAUUUCUGAAUCCACGUCUACUUUCCCUGAAUCCUUAUCAGCUACUGCUAUCCCUGAAUAUACAUCAAGAUCCGAAUCCAAUCGAAAUUCUCAGAUCCCUGAAUCGUCAUCAAGUCCUGUUACUGCAGAAUCCGCAUCACCUUCUUCAAUUCCUGAAUCCACAUUAACUUCUUCAAUUCCUGAAUCAGCCUCAAAUUCAGCAACGUUAACUUUAUCAUCAAAUCAUCAGGUAGAAGAAGAAACGAAAAAUAAGAACUCAAACAAGUCUGAGUUUGGAAAAGGAUCACAGUUAAGAGUUCUCCCUCGGCUUCGGGAAAGCAUCUCCUUAGAUAGUGGUUGCACAACAAACCUUUCUCCAGGCGCAGGAAGACGACAACUAAAACGAUUAAAGGAUCGGCGGCAUGAUAAGAAGGAACGAGCUCGAAUGUUAUCAAGUGUUCAACUCAGGUUGGCGCGGAGUGACAGCUUUUCAGAGUUCUAUUCAACAUUCUAGUUCUCACGCCGAACUAUGCAGCGUUCUAUUCAACAUUCUAGUUCUUACGC